CGGAGAUAUACAAACAUGCCUGAUAGCGCUAUCACCUUCUUGGCAAGUCUCCCACCUUUUUGUGACUGACUGCCAGCAUUUUCUCGUAUGCGGGGCAUUGGAGAACCCCUCACCAACAUCAUUGGUCAUUCAUUGGCCACGACGUCCCGAGAUGGACAGAGAGAUAAUGGGAAGCUGCAUCUUGUGUUCGGGUCCUUUAAAGGGCCAAUUCCCCUUCCUUGCCUCCACUGUCCCCAUCCCCAAACCAGUCGAAGUUCUCAUACACCAAGAUGCUUCCUCAAAGCUUGCUCUUGGCCUCUGGUCUAGUCCUGCCCGCAGUAGGUGAGACCGUUCUCGGCGUCACCGUCUUCACUCGCCAUGGCGACCGAACCUCCAAGCAUUACCCAGGCUACAGCUUGACUCCUCUUGGCGUACAGCAAAACUUCCGAGUCGGAGGCGAUUAUCGGAAGAGAUACAUUGCCUCCAACUCUCCCACGCAGAUCCUCGGUAUCUCAGAAAACAAGGUCGUCAAUUCCCAACUCUUUGCUAGUGCUCCUGACCAAUCCGUCCUCCUGAACACUGCAACUGCAUUCCUCCAAGGGCUGUAUCCACCACUCGAAGAAUUGGACUCCGACAUCGCUUCUCAGACCAUCAACAAUGGCUCGUCCUACGCCAACCCGCUGAAUGGCUACCAGUAUGUGACGCUCCAUGGCGAGGAGUCGGACUCGCCCGACACCGUCUGGCUGAAAGGCGACGAGGGCUGCCCUGCCGCGACUGCCUCCAUGGAGAGGUUUGAGGAGAGCGCUCAAUUCAAAGAGAAGGAGCAGUCGACAAAGUCCUUCUACCAGUCGUUCGCGGAUGCUCUUUCUGGUGUUUACGACUACAAGCCUUCGGAUUUGAGCUAUAAGAAGGCCUUUGACAUCUUCGACUUGCUCAAUGUGGCCUCGAUUCACAAUGCUUCUAUUCCUGGCAACGUUACUGCGGAAGAACUCUUCCAACUGAGGACCCUCGCCGACAGUGCCGAGUUUGCGUCCAACUUCGAUAGCAGCGAUGCAGCACGCUCCAUUGGCGGGAAGACAUUCGCCGGUGCCGUUCUCAGGCAGCUGAACCAGACCGUCUCUUCCAAGGGAAAACUCAAGUUCUCCUUCUUUGCUGGAAGCUAUGACACUUUCCUCGCCUUCUUCGGCAUCUCUAAACUCGCCUCCGUGUCGGACGACUUUCACGGAUUGCCUAUUUAUGCUUCGACGAUGAGCUUCGAGCUAUUCACUCCACAGACUGUCAGCGAGUUCCCUUCAAACACUGACGACCUACGAGUGCGGUUCCUGUUCCGCAACGGCUCGGACGGAGCGGUCCCUCUUCGUGCGUUUCCACUUUUCGGACGCUCAGAGGAAUCGCUAAGCUGGGCGGAAUUCGUCUCUUUCAUGAAGGAUAUUGCCAUCACGAGCGCCGAACAGUGGUGCAAUACCUGCCAGAGCGAGCUACUUUUCUGCAACGCGUAUAAAGCCGCCGGUACUUCUGCAUCAUCACCGGGCCAGAAGUCUAUGUCCAAUGCAGUCGCGGGUGUCAUCGGGGCUAUGGUCACAUUGGGAGUCGUCUCCCUCCUGGGUGCUAUGGCUUUCAUCUUGGUACGACGUCGGCAAGCUGCUCGGAGAGAGCCGGCAGUGAUCCGUCGGGUGAGUGUAAAUGAGAAAGGAAGCGUGUACAGCGAUAGCGCAAGCGAAAGUGCAUAGAGUUAUAACGACUGGCUUGGCGUACAUAUACGUCGUAACCUGCUGAGCAAGGUGGAGGAAGGUCGGAUAGGGCCUCAAUUCUCUCUGCACUGAGGGCGCAUUACCGGUUCAUCGGAAAGGAGAGGGAACGUUGCCAUUGCAGACGACAGUACCACGGUAUGGUGGGAAGGAGGACGAAAUGAAGCAUUCAAAUAUGGCAAUGAGCGGAUGCAACCCACAUUCUCCUUGGUGCAGAUCUCCAAUUGUAACGCGCAAGCGGCUCCCAAAUCCCUCCCAGCAAGCUUGAGCCGUUGAUCACUUACGCAAGGCACCCAGAUUCUAGAAGCCCUCGUGGCGUUCUCCCAAGUCCGGCCUCGCAAUCUGCACCGGCCCGUGUCCACCAGCCCUAUCUCCCUCCACG
This is a messenger RNA of Westerdykella ornata, 2109 nucleotides long. Its product is annotated as phosphoglycerate mutase-like protein. Gene Ontology annotation, molecular function: phosphatase activity. The transcript is spliced from 2 exons. The record is from RefSeq and is a predicted model, not a curated record. Bases 270 to 1709 code for a protein of 479 amino acids. Gene Ontology annotation, biological process: dephosphorylation. NCBI's taxonomy places the organism in Eukaryota, Fungi, Ascomycota, Dothideomycetes, Pleosporales, Sporormiaceae.